UCCUUGCCGGGCAAGGUCUGAUUUUUGGGUCUUAAAAGACUAAAGAAAAAGCCUAAAAAAAAAUACCCAAAGCUAAAACCUUUCUUCUCACAUGAGCCAACCGAAGUCUCUGGUGCAACAGACCAUGGUCCUGCCGCUUCUGAAGCUAGGAACCCUAGCUCUUCGAACUAUCUGCAAACCCAUCGCUAAUCGCCUUAAAAAAGAAGCUGGUGUUCACCCCAGAUUCCGUCAAUUCAUCAUCAACAUUGCACAGGCGAAUCAUAGAUUUACAACAAAGUUACAAAGACGUGCUUCUGGUCGUGUGACUGAUGCUGUUAUUCGCCCUUUAAACGAAGAGCGAGCUGUUCAAGCCGCUGCUGAUCUUCUUGGGGAACUCUUUGCCUUCACGGUUGCAGGGGGGGCACUUGUUUACGAGGUGCAGAGAAAUGCCAGAGGAGAAGCAAAAAAAGAAGAGAAGAGACAACAAGAACUAGCUGAAAUCAGGCAAAAACAUGAGAAGAUGGAGAAAGAAAUUGAAGAGAUGAAACAACGAUGCAGCUUGCUUCAAGAAGAGCUUUCUAAGCCGCUUAAUGAACAGAUUUCUAAGCCCCCUAAUGAAGAGGUUCCUAAGCCAAGAGGGUUUGCUUGGCUCUUCAACUACAUGUGUUGGCAGAGUACUACUGAGAAGAUACCCGUAGCAGAGCUAAAAACCUCAUAGAUGGGUUUCUUUGAAAAGCUUGUUACUUGUAGAUAAGUUUCCAGAUAUAACCAGAUAUGUUAACUGCAUAAGAGAAGAGAUCUGUGUUCGUUUAGGCUUGGACCAUUAUCUCAUAAACCGUAAUUCCAAAAUUCUUCUUACAUUGAAAAUGUCGUUCCUGA
This is a messenger RNA of Camelina sativa (false flax), 858 nucleotides long. RefSeq lists its product as uncharacterized. The record is from RefSeq and is a predicted model, not a curated record. Gene Ontology annotation, cellular component: mitochondrion. Lineage: Eukaryota; Viridiplantae; Streptophyta; Magnoliopsida; Brassicales; Brassicaceae. Gene Ontology annotation, biological process: regulation of lipid metabolic process.